Cladocopium goreaui is the source of this 270-nucleotide messenger RNA. The record is from the annotation of a GenBank genome assembly. NCBI's taxonomy places the organism in Eukaryota, Dinophyceae, Suessiales, Symbiodiniaceae.
AUGCGAAAGUCAGGGGUGACCGACUCUUGUGAUUUUCUGUCAUGGUCUCCCUGCUUCCCUGCUGUUGUGCAGUGGUGGCUGAUUCUGCCGUGUGAUCAGCACCCAGUGCCAAACGUCAACAGUUUCGACGAGGCGUGUUUCCCCGACGAAAUGAUGGCCUUGCUUCGUGAGCGCUUUCAGGAGCCUAGCCCUAUUCAGAAGCAAAUUUGGCCGGCAAUGCGACGCAACAUUGUGGGCGCAGAAACAGGAGCGAUGCCUCAGCAACGAUCU